CCUUACUGCUGCAGAUUAUCGCAGAAAAAUAACAAGAAGCGGAAAUGUAUAAAGACUAGAUGCUGCGAGGUUCCCGCUAUUAACGUCCUAUCGGAGAAGCAAUGAAAGUCACUACAGAAUAUCUAAUCAUCUGUGCUUUGGUUACAGUCACCAGCGCUCAAUUCGAUCGAAGCUGGUCCGAUAGUUCAAACGAUGGUACCCAAUCGUACACAAAAUCCCGGCCAAACCAAUCAUCAGGUCAACCGGCAGCGGUAACACCCACUCAAGAGCAACGGGCAAUAAACUUUCAGAAUCGGGCCUUGGAACGACUGUUUUUGCACUCUUUCCCGGCAACCAUACCGGUGGAGUUCCGCGAUGCCGUAGUAGAGCUUUACUUUCACAGUCAGCGGGAACUGGACGUUUGCGCCGAGUUUCUUUGGGAAACACAUCUGCUGAAGGAGUACCGCCGGUGUGCUACUUUGACGCGAUUAGCCAUUUCGCGGCAGGUGAAAAUUUUGGCGGAAGAGAUUCGAGAGUUGACCGUAGCCGAGAAUGACUAUCUGGACUACUAGGGUGAAAUUAAUGUGGCUAUGAAAUUUCAUAGACAUAAAAAAUCCAUAUUCGCAAAACCAAGUAAUUCCUUUUUUACAAAACAAAGAAUUAGUUAUAGUUUCUAGCUGAAAAAAACCUGUAAAUAUCCGUUAAAUUAACUGUAACAAAAAGCGUUCAUCAAAUAUAACGAAACAUUUUGUACGAUAUGAAAACUA
Molecule: messenger RNA, 746 nt
Organism: Topomyia yanbarensis
Lineage: Eukaryota; Metazoa; Arthropoda; Insecta; Diptera; Culicidae
Exons: 2
Coding region: 102-551 (149 amino acids)
Source: RefSeq, a predicted model, not a curated record